Patella vulgata (common limpet) is the source of this 4703-nucleotide messenger RNA. Its product is annotated as protein lifeguard 2. The record is from RefSeq and is a predicted model, not a curated record. Gene Ontology annotation, biological process: negative regulation of apoptotic signaling pathway. The transcript is spliced from 12 exons. Lineage: Eukaryota; Metazoa; Mollusca; Gastropoda; Patellidae. Gene Ontology annotation, cellular component: endoplasmic reticulum; membrane; Golgi apparatus. The coding region runs from base 148 to 1128 and encodes 326 amino acids.
CAAGUUCAAGGUCUCUGUUACUUCUCGGAAAUACCAAUUGUAUUGCGAAAUAACAGCAACAACCAAAGCUUCUGUUUUGUUUCACCAAUAGUUGCUUCCAGCAUUGAAUUUAAUUUAUUGGUUAAAAGUUAAUGAAUAGAUAAAACUAUGGCUGCAUAUCCACCAAACCAACAAUAUGGUCAAUAUCCACCACCACAGGGAGCCGGUAAUAUGCCCUAUCCUCCUGUACAGGGAUUUAGUAAUCAAGGUUUUGGAGCACCAGGAGGUGUACCCCCACCACCCUCAUAUAAUGAAGCUACUGAUAAUAAAUUUCAACCACAGCAAGCACCUCAACAAAAUUUCCAGCCAGGUAUGCCAAUGCCUUUACCAAAGAUGCCAGCUCAAUAUUCUAAUGUUAGUUAUAAUGAUAAUAGUGAUACCAGUGGAACUGCCGAAAACUUUUCUUCCUCAUUCUCAGACAAAGCCAUUCGUAGAGGAUUUAUUAAAAGGGUGUACCUGAUAUUAAUGACACAGUUGGCUGUUACUGUGGCUUUUAUUUGUUUAUUCUUGUUUGUUGAUAGUAUAAAAAAAUGGAUUCAAGGUCCCGGAUUUUGGUUUUAUUACGUUUCUUAUGGAACAUUCCUUGUGACAUAUUUUGUACUGGUUUGCUGCCCAAGUGUAAGGAGAAAGUAUCCUGGAAAUUUUAUAUGUUUGGCAGUGUUUACACUGGCGUUUUCGUACAUGACAGGAACUAUAAGCAGUUUCUACAGUACCAACAUUGUAUUGAUGGCCAUGGGUAUUACAGCACUUGUUUGCUUAGCUAUUUCAAUCUUUGCUAUGCAGACAAAGAUUGACUUCACCCUAUGUUCCGGUUUACUCUUUGUACUUGUUAUGGUGUUAUUUUUGUUCGGAUUUCUGACUAUCAUUUUAAGAUUUGCCUUUGGUUACAACAGGAUUCUGGAUAUUGUGUAUGCAUCCUUGGCAGCUUUGGUCUUUGGUUUGUUUUUAAUCUAUGACACCCAGAUGAUCAUUGGAGGAAGAAAACAUGAACUUUCACCUGAGGAAUACAUCUAUGGAGCACUUCAACUUUAUAUCGACGUCGUUUACAUUUUUCUCAUCAUUCUGUCUUUAUUUGGCAGUAAAAACUGAUCUAACAUUAUACAAUAUCUGAUUAUGAUUUUAGCCUUUAACUUUUAUUGUAAUUCUUGUUUUCUUAACAAAUUACUGAGCCAUCAAAAGAAAAGUAUUGUAUGAAGUCUACCAUCUUGCCAGAAAGAUUUCAAUUAAAAUAGCUUGCUUGUAGUAGUUUCUGAUUGAUCAAUUUCCUUGAAAAUAUUGUUAACAUUAUCAGUAAAUUUAAAAGUAAACAUUGAUUCUACUUGUUUUAAAUGGCCAAUAAAAACGAUAAAGACAGUGGUGCCUCUAUAUAAAUCUAUGGAGUGGUAUUUUGUUUUUGUCAUUACUAAUUACUUGUAUAUGUAUACAUUUCUUUCUGUGAAUAUCAGUAUUUUCAUUUUGAAAUAUUCACUUUAAUAAAUUGAAUUUAUUUAAUUUGUAUACAUUUCUUUCUGUGAAUAAUCAAAAUUUUUAUUUUAUGCUCAUUUUGAUACAUUUAUUUUGUUUAAUUACUUAAUUUUAUGUGUCAAUUAAUAUUCUUUAUUCAAAGUAAAACCAUAAUGACCAUAAUGCAUUAUUAAAGAUACAUUAUGUGUAAGCUAAAUCUGCAUAUUGCAUUUUCUGGCUUCAAAUGUUAUAUAGAUUAUCAUUUAGAGAUUUAUUCACAUGACCAAGCCCAUUAUCAACUCUCUAGACAAUCGGAUGGCUGAGAUAAUCAUUGUAUUAGAUAUAUAUUUCUGUUAAACGUUAAAAUGGAAAAUCCAGAAUUAUCUUAUUUAAGUGGUAUCUUGUCAGAAAUUCAAACAUUCAUAACUUAGCUGAAAAUAAAAUAAUUUCAAUUAAAUUUUCAAUAUAUUUCUUUUUGUUAUCUAUUUUAUCAAGAAAGGCCAGGUCUUUAUCAAAAUAUUACAAAAUGCUUUUUUAUGCACUCAGAAUUUUUUGUCGGGAUUGGGUUUUAUCAACUUGGUUAAGCAAACAGAUCAAUGCAAGCUUUUAAAUUACUGCUGUAAAAUUCCUGUAUUUUUAGGAUCUUUAUCAGUAUUAAAGGGGAAGUCCCAGUUUUCACAGGACAACACAGCACAUUAAAUAAAUUUCAAUAUUAUUUACAGUUGAGUUGCUAUUUUGGUUUUCCUUUCUUAAUUAAAUGAUAAAUAAUGAAAUGUGAGUACGGUACGGUAAAUUUCAAUUUUAUCUUCAGUUGAGUUGCUAAUUUGGGUUUCCUUUCUUAAUUAAAUGAUAAAUAAUGAAAUGUGAGUACAGUACGGUAUAUUUCAAUUUUAACCAAGUUGAGUUGCUAAUUUGGUUUUCCUUUCUUAAUUAAAUGAUAAAUAAUGAAAUGUGAGUACAGUACAUUUUAGCGUUGAUUAGAUAUUUUUUUCGAAAAAUGCAAAUGAUGGUCAUCAGCUUUAAUUAAAGGUUUAUGUGUCUUUCAACCAGAAUAAAUCAGUUUAAUCACUACUAAAAUAUAGAUGAUUCUCAUUGUUUGUAUCUCUUAAUUGUAAAUAAUCAAUUUUAAUCAAAUUGGCACUUGUGUAUUAUAAAGAAAAAAUCAAGAUGUCUUUUCACUGUUAAUGCACUUUUGGUGAAUUAUUUGGGGUAGUAAGUUUAAAUAUAUGAUUUUUUUUUAUUGUACUUUAAAUUUGAUAUACAAUGUGAUUGUACAUAUUGGUAGUGUCAUUUGUGUAAUAUUUGGAUAUGAUUAUAUUUGAUCUGUAAUUUAGUAAAUGAUAUUGUAUAUUUAUGUAAUUAUGAAUGAUAGAUGGGAGUAAUUUAUGUAUAGUAUUAUGUAUAUGAAGUAUUUUAUUGGCAUCAUUACUUUCCUCCAGAUGACACUCUCUUAAAGGAGCUAAACCCUACAUCUACAUUAGAUUGGGUUAUUCUGAUGCAUUAUGUUAUUUAGUGAUUUGAUUAGAUUUAUACAGUUAUCUGUUGUGCAAGUUGAUUUGCUUACUAAUUGUGAUUUUGUUUUUAGAUUUUUAUUGUCAAUUGUGGAACACACUAACUCUUAUGACUCAAUAUUGUCAGUUGUUGAACACAAUAACACUAAUGACUCAACCUUGUCAGUUGUUGAACACAAUAACAGUUUUGACUCAACUUUUUCAAUUGUGAAAUAAAAUAACACUUAUGACUCAAUAUUGUCAAUUGUUGACCACAAUAAUGGUUAUGACUCAACAUUGUCAAUUGUUGAACACAAUAACACUUAUGACUCAAUAUUGUCAAUUGUUGAACACAAUAAUGGUUAUGAGUGACUCAACAUUGUCAAUUGUUGAACACAAUAAUGCUUAUGACUCAAUAUUGUCUUUGGACCGGAAAUUUUAAAUACAUGUACAUGUAUAAGCACCUAUUUAAUUCCCUAAAUAAAUCAUCACUUUAAAUUUAAUUUGACAUUUGUAUUUUUAACCAAUGUCCGUAGAUAGCUUAGUGACAUUGAUAUGUAACAAACACUGAUUCUUGGUGUAAGUGAUAUCCACUGAUAAAAGAGUGUGUAUAGUCGUUCAGAUGGUAUGGAAAAUCAUAGUAAUUUGAAAAAGUAAACAGAAAUUCUCUCCCCUUGCUUGGCACACUAAAGCGUAGAAAUUUCAAAAUGAUCAUCUUUGUGUCAAGUAUUGUGUCGAUGAGUCAUUCAACCUCAUUCCAUUCUGUAAAUCAAAAACAAAUUUGAUUAACAGUCACAGUAUACAACAUGAUUUGCUCUGUCGACAGUUUAAUAAAAAAAAUAAGAUUGGUUUUAUUUAUUUUUUUUCAUUUUGCUUUAGUUGGUCUACACUACAUGAAAUUAAGACAGCUUCAAAAAGAAACUGAAGUAUGGCUGAUGUUAAUUAAUCCAAUACUUUGACAAUGUAAAGAGAGAAAUUGCUUAAAAUUUGUACUUAUUAAGAUUAAAGCUUUGUAAGCAGUAAACUCGGCUGUAUGGUUUAUCUUGGAAAUAGUGUGUAUCAUAUCAUAUUGUGUCUUAUUUGAGUUUUACUAUAAUUAUCAGGUGGCCUCAGAACCUCAUUUUGACUAGCUACACUAGCGUCUCCCCCACUAUGAAUUUUGUUCUGAGGGGCCCCGACAAUAUAGCAUAUGUUAAUUUUAAUAUUACUAUAACCCCAUCAAUGGAUACUUACAGGUUCCAGGAAUGAUACUGGUACCAAUUAAUUAGCAUAUUAAUAUUUCACAUUUUCAAAGAUUUAUUUUUACCUUGUGCAUUAUAGAUUGUUUUAUAUGUUGUCAAGUUUUGUAAUAUCAUAGCUUAAAUAUCAUUCUGUAAAAAAUAUAGUCAGUUUAAAUUUCAAGUUAUAUUUUUAUACUCUCUUCUUCCAAUUUCUAAGGUGGUCAAUUCUCAUUUUAACACAUUUAUCUGCAAAUUAAAUGUUUUUUGCAGAGUGGUGAACACAAUAAUCCUAAUAAUAGAACAGUUAAUGGAACUAUUAGUACAAAGGAUCAAAAUUUGGGUGGGUGGGGGAGUAGGGCUUACGUGAAUUUUGGAUUGUCCAAAUUGAACCAUUUAAUUAAUUAAAAUGAGAAACAAAAAAAAACUUAAAAUGUUUUAUUAAAAAAAAAAAACAGGUACAUGAAAUGGGACACAUUUUUUAUAUUAAUCAACUCUAUGCUACCUUACAACA